This is a messenger RNA of Micropterus salmoides (largemouth bass), 3375 nucleotides long. It is a transcript of the gene casp2, whose product is annotated as caspase 2, apoptosis-related cysteine peptidase. The record is from RefSeq and is a predicted model, not a curated record. Gene Ontology annotation, biological process: proteolysis; regulation of apoptotic process. The transcript has 13 exons. The coding region runs from base 192 to 1712 and encodes 506 amino acids. NCBI's taxonomy places the organism in Eukaryota, Metazoa, Chordata, Actinopteri, Centrarchiformes, Centrarchidae.
UACCCCGCGGAAGUUGGUUUGUGGACUGAGGACGGGAUGUUGUUAAUUUGCGUGAAAUAGUGUUAAACGCUUCGACACUUUGUUGUUGUUCUGGACAGUUUGGUGUUGUGUUGUAGAGACAGAGGAACGUUAAAAAAAAAAGAAGAAGAAAGACCACACUUGUGGCAGCACGCUGAGUCUGUUGGGGCAAAAUGUUGGAGUGUGGCAUGCUGGAGCGGGACAGACGGGCUCUGCGGAAACGCUCUGCUAUUCUCUGCAAGCAGCUGGUGGUGGAUGAGCUGCUCAUUCAGUCCUUGCAGGCGGACGACAUCCUAACCGAGAGCAUGGCAGAGAGAAUUAUGGCUAAACAAACAUCUCAGGAACGAAGCUGGCAGUUACUACUACUCUUACCAAAGAGAGGGCCCAGAGCCUUUACCAGCUUUUGCUCAGCUCUGCAAGAAACUGAACAGCAGCACCUGUGUGACCUGCUCACACAAUCACAAGAAAAAGACAGCAGAGAGACACAUGUAGAGUUGCAGACAUCGUCUGUAGACAGAGAAGAAAAGAGUGAGGUGAGCAGCACCUCGUCAUGUCCAGUCCAAGCCUCAGAUAGCAGCCCAUGCUCAGAGUCAUCAUUCAGAGGGUUGGUCCCAGUCACGGAGGAAGACAGGAGGACAGAGACACAAAAGAUGAAGAAAGGAGGAAGAGAUAAGUCGACAGAUAGGUUUGUGGGCUCCUCUCUUCCACUUCCCACUCAAGAAGGAAUCCCUGCCAAGAAAGCAAGGACACAUGAGUCCAUGGAGUUUAGUCUGGAUGCAGAUAGUCCCAUCAACACUCCUGUACUCCCGUGCACUCCUGAUUUUUACCUUUCUCACUGCCAACAGUCUUACAGAAUGAAUUCAUCCCCUCGUGGUUUUGCUUUGGUGAUCAGUAACGUGACCUUUGAUCCUUGUGCUGCGCCCGACCUUGACACUAGGAAGGGAGGUGAGGUGGAUGACGAGGUCCUCAGGAAGGUUUUCACAGAGCUGGACUACCUGGUUACAGUACACAGAGACCUCAGUGCUCAGGGCAUGAGGACGUGCAUUGAGAACUUUUGCCGACGGCCAGAACACCGGUCAAUGGACAGCUGUGUGGUGUGUCUGCUCUCCCAUGGAGUCGAAGGAGCUAUAUAUGGCACAGAUGGACAGCUCCUGCAGCUGGACUGGGUGUUUGAAGCUUUUGACAAUGCGCACUGUCCCCUGCUGCAGAACAAGCCCAAGAUGUUUUUUAUCCAGGCCUGCAGAGGAGAGGAGAUGGACUGUGGAGUGGAGCAGAUAGAUGGGCCAUCGAGGACCUGUUCACCAAGCUGUGAACAGCGGGAUGCUGGGAGGGAAGGACAGGGGGAUGCAAACUCCAGACAGAGAGGGGAUCUGGGUAGGCCUAGGAUUAAACUGCCCCAGCGUUCUGACAUGAUCUGUGGCUUCGCCUCCCUCAAAGGUCAGAGAAUUUGCACUGCAGCCAUGCGGAACACCAAGAGAGGAUCCUGGUUUAUCCAGGAACUUAACACAGCACUUCGCCUCCAUGCCAGAGACGCACACCUUGCAGACAUCAUGGUGCAGGUCAACGGGCGUAUUAAGGAGCGAGAGGGUUACGCUCCUGGCACCGCCCACCAUCGCUGUAAAGAGAUGUCGGAGUUCACCAGCUCUUUGUGUAAAGACCUCUACCUUUUCCCCAAGUACCAGCCCCAGUAUUGAUGUGCAAAUAUGCACAUACACAGAUUAACACACGCAGACCAUUCCUUGCAUUACAGCCACUCAAUAAUGGCCCACCACUGUUAAUUCCACGCCAAUUACUGCCGCACACUCACACAUUCCCCUGUUCCAACUUCACACCCAAACAGAGGAUUUAUUCAUUCAUAUUUUCUGUGUAAAUACUGCCUCCACAAACCCACAGACAGACACACACACACACACACGUCCAUACACAAAUCUUGGAAAGGAAAAAGGAGCACGCUUAUGUUAAUGUACUUGGAAAUGGGCAACAUAUUUGCAAACAACUUACUUGUGUAUCUGCGUCAAUGCCAGUUAGAGGAUUUAGAUGUUAAUCCUUUUUAGUCAAAGACAGGAUCGUAUUUUUUUGUUUGUUUUCUUACUGCACAGCUACUCUGAGGUUUCACUCUCUUAAAAUGUAUUUUGUACACAUAUCUAUUUUUGUGGCUUUAUUUUGUAUGAAAUUGUUUUUAUAAGGAUUUUUAGGCCCAUUGUCUUUAUUUGUAUAUAAUGUUUAUAAUAAGUUGUGACCAUUUCUUGUUGUUAGUAUAGUGACAGGCGGGGGGCAGCACAGCAGAGACAAAUACCUUGAAUAAUUUGCCUUUCAUCAAUAUUAUUCAUAUCCUCUGCAGUUCAAAGUUCUUUACUGUUAUGAUUGCAGACCGCUUUUAUUUUAGUUAUAGUCAGCUACAGUGAUUUUUAAACAGUAAAGUCUUUGCAGCAGGUUUUGUCCUGCUCUCAUUAGAGAAGUUUGCUUUUAUUUUUUCUCUCAUGACAAGGAAAAACACCUACAGGGCAGCUUCAAAACAAGUGUCAUUUACUUUUUCACUUUUGUUUGCAGAUAUUGAGUCAGGAAAAUUCAGCUUUUUAACCUUAAAUUUUAUGAAGCCACUUGCUGUAAAUUUCACUUCAUGUGAGCUGUGUUACCAUAUAUCUGUCUCUGCCAUGGUGGUGGGCUGCCAGGGGAAUGCGGUGCUACUUGUGGGGUCAUACAUCUACAGUAUGAACUCUGACCUUUACGCUAACACGGAAUAGUGUUUCUCCCUAUGUCUGGGCUGCAUAUUUAGUUUGUCCCCCUCCAGUGGUAUUUUACUGUAUUUUAUACAAUAAGGAUAAUACAUGUCUUCCAUGAACAAUUCUAUGGCAACCAUGUGAGGAUGGUCUAUUAGAUAAAUUUAUGACCAUGGAGCUUUCACAGUAUGUUGUAUCACUUUGGCACGCCCACACACAGAGAAAUCAAUUUCUCAAGGCAUUGUAUGCAUUGAUGUUUCCGAGAACAGUCCUGACCAGGGGCAGUGUGUUUAGUUACAACAGUGUUGUAGUGAAGAAAACAAUAUAUGGUGGAAAAACGGUAUUGAUUGUUAACCAUAUGUAAACAAAGAUGCUUUUAAGCUGUACGGUGCUUGUGGUAGAGUUUACCCAUGUCUAGGAAGGUGCUCACUCCUCUUAUGUUUUUGUUUUUUUUAAUUAGGAAAUGUAAAACAAAAGCAUUGGAGUGUUAAUAUAGAAGGGUAACUUCCCUUCAGGGUGAGAACUUGCUCUGCUGAGGUGCAGUGUGGGGGGGCCGGGAGAGAUUUAUUUCUGUCAACGCCAAUGACUGCCAAAUGUUCUAUACAAUAAACGAGCCAUGGUUUUCAAACAAGACAAA